Molecule: messenger RNA, 871 nt
Organism: Callorhinchus milii (elephant shark)
Lineage: Eukaryota; Metazoa; Chordata; Chondrichthyes; Chimaeriformes; Callorhinchidae
Product: transcription factor Sp5-like
Exons: 1
Coding region: 4-825 (273 amino acids)
Biological process (GO): regulation of transcription by RNA polymerase II
Molecular function (GO): RNA polymerase II cis-regulatory region sequence-specific DNA binding; DNA-binding transcription factor activity, RNA polymerase II-specific
Source: RefSeq, a predicted model, not a curated record
GGCAUGUUCCAGUUCUGGAGCAAUGAGGGAUUUGGGGCUUCCCAUGCCUUGCCCUUCGGCCCCCCCAAAGCCCAGUACCCCCUCCCCAGCAUGAGCUCCCAUGACCUACCCCUCACCCCCCCCGCAGAAUCCGUCUACACCUUCGAGCUGUCUUCUGUGAAGAUCCUGGCUUCUUCCGUGCCCGGGAACAACCCUUACUCUUACCCGGAAUCCAAUGGCAUCUCCCAGAACUUCCCGAGUUUCCUCCCAAGUUCCUCGUCCUCCUCUCUGCCGUCCAGGCACAUGACGCCAGUCGAGGACAUUCCCUGGUGGAGCAUGCAGCCGAUCAACUCUGCGGCCAAUUCUCACCACCUCCAGUUCGGGAGGUCCAUGGUCCUGGGUCAUCAGAGCCAACUGCCCAACGCUCUUCUCCAAACUUCUUCGAAAGGUCUCCUGAGCUGCUCUAGAAGGUGUCGGAGAUGCAGGUGCCCCAACUGCCAGGCUCCCAGCACCGGGGAGCUGCCGGGUAAGAAGAAACAGCAUGUGUGCCAUGUCCCGGGCUGUGGCAAGGUCUACGGCAAGACGUCCCACCUGAAGGCCCACCUGAGAUGGCACGCCGGCGAGAGGCCAUUCGUGUGCGGUUGGCUCUUCUGCGGGAAGAGUUUCACGAGGUCGGACGAGCUGCAGAGACAUCUGAGGACACACACUGGGGAGAAACGUUUCUGCUGCCCGCAGUGUGCCAAGAGGUUCAUGAGGAGCGACCAUCUCGCCAAACAUGUCAAAACCCACCAGAACAAGAAAGCCCGGCAGCGAGAGGAGUCUCCGGAUAAUGUCAAGAAGGAAUAGGGAGAGAGGGAUAGAGAAGAGAGAGAGGAGAAGGAGAGAAAGAGAG